GAAGAGGAGGACCACGACAUUAAAGCUCAAGAUGAGCUUGCCAAAGUACUUACAGACUUAGGUCUUACUACAACUUUUUGGAUUACAAAACUACGAGAUAUUUUGGGUAUCACCAAUGUACAAGCAUUGCAAUAUUGUGGCCCUGAGGAAUUUUAAAUCAUAGAACCACAUUGCCGGCAUUCAUGGGAGAAAAAGGCAUUGUGUAAGUUAGUGAAAAUGUCUGGCAAUGAAGUUAUUUUAAAACAAUCACAACAAUGUGAGCCAAUUGGAAAUAAACAGAAACAAUAUACACCAACAAAGCAGCAUCCAGAACAAAUCCAUCAGAAAAUAUUAACUCGCAGUGAUAAUUCUACCAUAGAGACUGGGACAGAGCAGCGAAUGGAAUUGAAAGGAGCAAAAGAAAACCCAUUGUGUGAUGGCAACCAUUCCAAUGAUAUGGCAAACACUCAUCUAAAGCAGUUAGAUUUAUCAGGCAUUUCAACUUUACGUGGAACAAUAUCACAUAUAAGUCUUUUACAAUAUGCAUCUAAAGGACUUGCUUUGGAGGGGGUGUAUCGAACUGGUCAAAUAAACGAUAUGUUAAAGAAAAGAGGCAAACUCCUAAACAUCCCAAUGUCGUUUGAUCUUGCUGGGCCAGUACAUCAACCGAUGAUAAAGCAACAAGAGUUUUCAUCCUCUGAAGAGGAAAACAUAUUUGAGACAGCAGUGGAAAAAAUGGGAUUCAAUACCAUAACGACAGAAGAAGGUUUCUUACAGGCCUUGAAUGAAGAAAUCACCUCGCGGCAUAGCAAGGCAUUACACACUGAAAAAAAGUAACGAAAAAAUCCCACGGAUACCUGCAUUCAUAGUGUCAAAUACCUGUACUUACCACUUGCCUCAGGAAGUCUGAACUUUGAUCAACUCAAGCUGUCUGAUGAGGCGUUGGAGGAAUUACAAAGCAUUGAAAACACUUUAAAAAACGUCAAUGAGUCUUUUAAAACGCGCGUGCUAAGCAGCAGGUUUGGAAGUUUUUUUGAGAACUUUGGCUCUCAUGCCCAUACAGGCCCUGUCCACUUUGGUGGGAUAUUUAAGUGGAAAGCAUCAGCAGAGGGCAUCAGCUCAGAUGAGGAAAAGGAAGAAAGAAAUAUGCUAUCGGAGGCAGUGGAAAGGUAUUCCACUUCUGCCUACAACAGCAGUGGCUGUGGUGGUGGUGGUGAUAGCAUGAUGGCAUCCGAAUUUACAACGGAAUUUUCCGAAAAAUACAAUGCUACACCUCUUAGUAAGGUGACAAUUUCCGUAGGUACAAUAGGUGGAUCACCUGGCAUUUGUUCUUUUCAACAAUGGAAAACUGACAUUGUCUCGAACACCAAGACGUGGACUGUCAUUGAUCUAGGCACAUCAUUGGUUCCAGUGUGGGACAUUGUCACGUUUAACCACAAGGGUUACUUUAAAAAUACCUUGAUAGCUAGCAGGCUCAAGGAGGCAUACACACUUUUGACAAACCAAAAUCCAAAUUUUGGUCUUGAGGAUAAAUUGGUCUCUGCUAAUGCUAAAGCCAGGUCAGUGAUGCAAGAUAUUAAACAGUGGCAAGAAUCCGACAUGGAAUAUAAUUUAGAAAAGAUACUUGAUUUGAAACAGACGUUAUAUGAUGAAACGAAAAGCAAUUUAAUUUGGAUAAACACCUGUUUGUCUCACCCAGCCGUUCAAUCAUUUUUGUCAAAUCUUGUUACAGCACCUGCCAAAACGGUGAAAAUCAAAAAGCUUAUGCGCUCUAUUAUGGAGACAAACAGUUGUGAAGUUAACAGCUUUCCACAAUUCGCCUCCAUUAUGCAGUGGCUGAAUGAGUAUGAAAGAGUCCCUAAUCAAUUAUCUGACUUUAAAGAUCUUGUGAACAUCUUAACAAAAGCAGAAGAACAUUUAAAAGUUGACUUUUCACCAACUCAUUCAGAAAUACAUGAAAAAAACAAAGAAAUCACACAUUCAUUUAAUUCAUUAUGCCAAUCACUGAGAACAAAACUCAUCGAACAAGAGCUACUCAUCUUUUCAGUCGCUUCUGCUGUUGGCUACUGUGUAAAAGAAAAACGAUUUCAGCAUCCCCAGAAUUACGACAACAUUGAUCAUCUUCAACGUGCACUAGAGUCCGCUUACGGAGAGUACUCAAGACUGAUGGAACAAGACAAAUCCAGAGCUUAG
This is a messenger RNA of Petromyzon marinus (sea lamprey), 2172 nucleotides long. Lineage: Eukaryota; Metazoa; Chordata; Hyperoartia; Petromyzontiformes; Petromyzontidae. The record is from RefSeq and is a predicted model, not a curated record.